This is a messenger RNA of Penicillium canariense, 2220 nucleotides long. RefSeq lists its product as uncharacterized. Gene Ontology annotation, molecular function: flavin adenine dinucleotide binding; long-chain-alcohol oxidase activity. The coding region runs from base 1 to 2220 and encodes 739 amino acids. The transcript is spliced from 4 exons. Lineage: Eukaryota; Fungi; Ascomycota; Eurotiomycetes; Eurotiales; Aspergillaceae. The record is from RefSeq and is a predicted model, not a curated record.
AUGACGGAUCAUAUUACUUCAUAUACUCCGCUGGAGGUUCCCCUGCCUCCAGCUCCGGACCUUUCGUUCUUUACAGAUGCGCAGUGGAAGACCCUCUUCGCGUUAACCGAUGCCAUAGUGCCGUCGAUUCGCACGGCUGCCACUGUCAACUCAUCGACGGAUAAGGUGAUUUCGACUGCGGAGUGGGACUCGGCGGUCACCAAGCUAUCCUCGUUGAUUCCGGGCCCUGAUGCUGCAAAGAUCGCGACCGUUUAUCUGGAAGAGGAUGUUUCGUCAAAUCCCGUCUUUCGCGCGUGCGUGGGUCGGAUAUUCGGAGACUAUGUGCAUGAGGAGGGGAGGAGUGGCUUUGGGUUGAUAAUGAAUGCGCUCAACACUCGAGCGGGCUCACUGAUUUUGACCGGGUCAACCAGACUGAUUCAUCAGCAGCCGAUUGCCUUGCGCGAAAAGGUUUUCCGGGGAUGGGACUCUUCCCGCCUGCCCCCCCUCCGUGCGGUCUACCGCGGCCUGACGGCCAUUGUCAAGAAGUCCUGGGUGAUGACAAGCCCAACGAUAAAUCAGGUGCUCGGGUUUCCCCGUAUUCCGGUCCAUGGGAAGCCUACCGAUGGAUUACCGUAUGAGUUCCUGCAGUUCCCCGCCGGGGGUGAGCCCGAGACCAUCGAGACCGACGUGGUGAUUGUUGGGAGCGGCUGCGGUGGUAGUGUGACCGCGAAGAACUUGGCUGAGGCGGGCCUCCGCGUGGUCGUGGUUGAGAAGUCAUACUCAUAUUCCAGCAGAUCAUUCCCCAUGACCCCGAAUGAGGCAUACAUCAACAUGUUCGAGAAUGCGGGCGCCACCAUCAGCGAGGAUGGCUCAAUGGCGGUCCUGGCGGGCUCAACCUGGGGCGGUGGUGGCACGGUCAACUGGUCUGCCGCUCUGCAGACCCAGGCUUAUGUUCGUCAGGAGUGGGCGGAUACUGGCCUGCCCUUCUUCACAUCCCUUGAGUUUCAGCGAAGUCUGGACCGCGUCUGUGACCGAAUGGGAGUCAACACAGAGCACGUCGAGCACAACCGCCAGAAUAACGUGAUCUUAGAGGGUGCGCGCAAGCUAGGCUAUGCCGCCAAAGCAGUGCCGCAGAACACCGGGAAUGGCGAGCAUUACUGUGGCUACUGCAUGUUGGGCUGCCAUUCAGCCGGCAAGAAAGGCCCCACGGAAACGUUCUUGGCCGACGCAGGCAAGGCGGGAGCCGUCUUCAUUGAAGGCUUCAAGGCCGAUAAGGUGAUAUUUGACGGAAAGACUCAGAAUGGCAGGCGGGUCGCGAUUGGCGUGGAAGGCACUUGGACAUCGCGCGAUUCGUAUCUUGGCAUCAAUGGAAAUGGGGCCGUGAAGCGCAAGAUAAUUAUCAAGGCCAAGAAGGUGGUUGUUUCGUCAGGAACCUUGCAAAGCCCUCUUUUGCUGCUGCGGAGUGGCAUCAAGAAUUCUCAGGUUGGAAAGAAUCUGCAUCUGCACCCAGUCAUGGGUGGCGGCGCGGUGUUCGACGAGUCGGUUCGCCCGUGGGAAGGCGCGGCGCUGACGACAGUGGUGAAUGAGUUCGAGGACCUGGAUGGACAUGGACACGGCGUCAAGAUCGAGGCCGUGUCGAUGAUGCCGUCCGUGUAUAUUCCGGUCUUCCCGUGGCGAAAUGGCCUGGACUAUAAGCUGUGGGCGGCGGGGAUGAGUCGCAGCACGAGCUUCAUCACGCUGACCAAAGACCGCGAUGGCGGACGGGUCUUCCCCGACCCGGCGGAUGGUCGUCCUAGGAUUGAUUAUACCGUCUCCAACUUCGACCGGCGCCACAUCGUGGAGGGCUUGAUUGCUGCCGCGAAGAUCGCGUACAUAUCUGGCGCGAAGGAGUUCCAUACGACCUAUCGUGACAUUCCGCCCUUCGUCCGUCCAGAUGCGUCCAACCCCGAUGCCCCAGAGGGGACCAACGAUGCUGCUCUGCAGAAUUGGAUUGCUGAGCUGCGCCGCAAAUCCCCCCCUCAACCCCGAACGGGGCCUGUUCGCCAGUGCACACCAGAUGGGGACGUGCCGGAUGGGCUCGUCCCCCAAAUCCAGCGUGGUAGACCCGCACUGCCAGGUCUGGGUGCCAGCGGCGUGAACCCGAUGGUCACCAACAUGGCCAUUGCUGAUUGGGCUAGCCGAAACGUCGCCCUGGCGUUGGGCAAGCCCCGAGGCGACCGGAACGGCAUGGCCCGCCUCUAA